AUGGAAAGCGACAAAGACCCGUUGCUGGUACCAAUUCAGCUUCAAGCUUUUGUGCUCAACCCCUCCGUCUGCAACACAGACGACAAAGAUGACCAUGGCGCGCGUAUCAUGCCCAUUACUCAGCCAAACUAUACUUUCCUGCGUCUUGACAACUUUCUCAUUCAGAGUGAUGUUCUCAACCAUGCAGACCUUCACUGCUCUGCACCAGCAGACGCAAACCCGCGUAUGACUGAUCUGGGCGCCCGACCUGCUACUGAACGUCGGGACCGUCAAGGCGUCUACCUUCACUGGAUUCUCCCCCAGGUAUAUAGAUCUGGUGUUGCCUCUGCAGAUUCUGUCUCUAAGGAACGGCGGGAGGAUGAGCGACUCAAGCGUGGCUUGGCUCCGACUCCCAGUGAAGCGUCCUCGGAUCCCAAGGAGCAACCUAGCCGCUCCCCAGAGUUUUUGGAGCCGCCGACACGCUGGAUCGUCAUUCGGAAGCUGGACAUGGACAGUGUCAGUCCUGUGGGAGCCAAAAGAUUCUUCAAAGAGUACGAAGCAUGGGUUAUCGAGAGCGACUAUCGGUGGUCGCUGCAUUGCAUUCCUCAAGACUACGACCUCCAAGUCGAUGUCUCUCCGUUUGUACUAGGUGUCAAGUCUGGCGACGAUACCAAUAUCGAGCAGCAGGCUGAAGUUUUCAUCGGUCGCAAGACACCGUUGGAGAAAUGGACCGAUAACCCUGACGCCUGCCGCGCAGAUAUCACUCUCCUUCGGAGUAGCAACCAACUUUUUGCAGACUUUCAACUUCACAAUAGCAACGUUUUUAGUAUGCUUGACAAUUUUGAGUACUUUGAUCGUCCGUCGUCGAAGGAGCCCAUGUUCCUGAAGGAGGCCAAAGCAAGCUACUAUCUCUUCGGAUGGCAUCGCGACGAGAAAAAAGAUCCUCUUUGGGCAACUGGUCGUUCUCACGCUGAACGAAUUCAGGGUAUUUUCAUGUCAUUGAAGAAAAGUGGCAUCGAUGAGACGACUAAUUCAUGGCUCAAAGCAGAAGACCCCACGCAUCUUUGCUUGCACGGGGCAUUGUAUGAUGUUCAAUGGGAUCACAAGAAUAAACCAACAACGGUUCCAGCGGACAAGUAUGCUGAGGCUCUACGAAACAAGGAGCUCCCUGCUAUUUCAGUUGGUACAUCUCCUAUUGAUGCUCUCAUCACCUACUGCUCAUCCAGGAGUGACAAGGAGAGCGAUGAACUUAUAAAGCGACUUGAAGAAGACAUUUUGUUGAUCGACUCACUGCUGCACGCACGCGAUGAUGGCGUUGAGGGCCAAAGAGAGGCCAAAGAUAUAGCUUACAACUGGAGCUUCAACCGAUCUCAGGGAGGUAUUCAUUACUUCAUCGCCGGAGAAGAGAGUGAAGGGGAGCCUAUCAAGCCUGAUCCAAACUCUAGUGCCGCUCUGCGAACUCUGAACGAACAUCAAUCUCUACUAGACGCUUGUCGCAAGGGUGCGCAGCAGUAUCGCUGGGACAUAUUCUCGUUGUGGUGGAAGUACGUCACAGACGUCACCAACAAAACCGACAGAGAUGUCAAUUCUGAGUUCGAGGGCAAAGUUAAAAUCAUCUCUGACAAAUUGGGUAGACUCAAUAGUCGCAUCGACGUCCUCGAUGAUCGUGUCACGCAGCUUAUCAAGGAUGGCAAGGCAGAGGGAGGAUAUCUAAAGGGUGUCAAGACUGGAACUGACCCUUUUUAUUAUCGCCCUCGCGAUCCUACUGUGCUUGUUGGUGGCGUUGAUUCUGGAUGGCCAAGCGACUUCAAUGACGAUAUUGAGGUUCGGCUACCAGCUCAGACGGUUAAGACAGAGAGCGCAGUUCCUAAAAGUCUCUCUGAUCUAGUAUACCUUAUCAGGACCAAGUUGGCAGGUACUGGCGCGCUCAAGGACGCCGAUAAACUCUGCCAAGAAUUCUGGGCUUUAGUGCCUAACAAGAAAAAGGAUCCAGAUGCUGCCCUUGACAAAGGACAAGCGUAUCCCCAAUUCCACGACAAGAGGUCGCUUAUAAAUGACAACAAGCUAUGGCGAGACCGCUGGGAAGAUCGACAGCCGUGGUUCCCUCUCUAUGCUGAGUGGGAGGUUGAGUAUACCCAUGUACCUUUCAAAGAGUGGCAACUUGACCAGCAAGCUUCUCGUUUGUCCGAUAGCAAAAAGGCACGGUAUGGUAUCCCAACAGAUGACGGAAUUCCACUAUGGGAAAAGAUGCAGCAGGGAAAACCACAGCCAGUUGAUGACAUCCGCACAUUGUCUGGCCGAGUCCUCAUUUUGCCCCAGCCCAGCUUCUCUCUGAAGGCCAAAGUCAAUCAGCUCUUUGCAGAUACUCCCCCCUCAAUUCUCAACCCCAUAAUCGACUGUAAGAAGCAAAAAGAGCUUAGCGAUAACAUUGACUGCUUGUCGUUUCUCUCCGCCCCUUUGGCAGGGCUGUCGGAAGGACUUCUCACGUUGUCGCAGGGCACUCACAUCAAGCCCGAGAACAAGUAUGUUGAGAACGGAAUUCAGAGAACUUCUGCAGUUAGUGCCGCCGUUUUCGAAAAUGCCGGACUGUCCAAGAAAAUCAUCGAGAUGAUCCAGAAUAACUCUGCCUUGACGCCCUAUUCUUCUAUGUCAGACUUCAUGGACUCAGACUUUUGUCCAUUCAAGCCAGUCACACACGGACAAUUCAGGUUCACCAAAUUCAACAUCAUUGACAAAUUCGGUCAAACCCUCGUUGCCAUUGACCCCAAGCCCAGAAUUGGAGGUCCCGAGCCGCUGUAUCCCUGUAUCAGCGAUUACUACGAGCCCCAAGUUGUGAUUCUCAAGGACAAGGACAAUACCAAAGCUGCAAAUACAGUCAUGAAGAAUGACGGAUCAAAGUGUGAAUUUAUCCAGCUCCCGCCACAGAUCAACCAGAGCUCCCGCCUCAACGCGCACUUUGUCGUCUACUCUGGUGAUGAUGAGAUCGCAAAGGAACAUAGACCAUACUGGCGUCCGGCGACUGAGUGGGAGAACCCCAUCUGGGGAUGGGUUGUGCUGAACUACGCCGACCAAGGCAUUCAGCUAUUCUUACCGGAUGGUAUGUUUUACCGUGAGGUCAGAUUCGGGGGCCCAGGCGGUACCAUCACUGAGCCGAAAUGGCUGCCAUUCGCUCCAGAUCCUCAUGUACCUCCGGUAGCAAACACUGCACAGUUGGAUGCUCUCAUUACCCGCUUGGGCAAUGACAAAUACGCCAGGGGCUUUUGGGACAUGCUGUCUCUGGCUGUGGACAACAUGGCUGCAGCACCCAGCGCCUAUGCAGAGUUUGUGAGCUCGAUCAUCGGGAGGCCUCUCGCUUUGGCAAAUAUGGGAUGGUCGUUGGAGCUUGAAGGGGUACCACUUGGAAACGAGAGUACCAGGUCAGGACACCAGAAACCACCCUUGCAUCUUGUUGCUGAGAGCAAAGAAGACAAGAACAGCUACGAGUUUCAAGUCAAGCUAGGCGACUUAUUCAGAGAGUACGACGGUCUCGUUGGGUAUUUUGAUGCCAACCCGGAGCCAAAGUUCGAAGAAAAGAGAUCAAAUGAGUUGAAGCUCGACGAUAUCAAGACAUAUUUCAACGGGGGGUCCAAGGCCGAGAAUCUCAAGUCCAUCUCUAAAGAAAAUUAUCCCAAGUUCAAGCCUUUCUGGACUGGACAGUUUGACGACAAGAAGGCUGUUGAGCCAGCUGACUACACCGACCGCCAAGUGCGGCAGCUGCAUAUCUUCGGUGCAAUCUUUGAUCCCUUCACACCUAUCCACGGCUACUCAUCGCUUCUACCAACACGUAGCCUCCAACUGCCAUCAUGGACAUGGCAGGCAGCCAUGGAGAACAUGACAGCCUUUUUCCACGCAGGCCCAUUGACCCUGACCGAAGACCCAGGAGAGUAUGACCCCAAGAAUCCUCUUACAACAGAAACAGUCAAGAAGAGGCCUACUCGAAACGCUGCACUGCCAACGCUGCCAGAGGGCGAUUGGAGUUGGUUGCAGCCAUUUGUUGAUAAGACACCUGGAAGCAAGCUUCCUAUCUAUAACGCGUAUGGAAUCGAGGAGAAGGGUAAUCCGCUCAAGCCAGGAUUCCAGAAGGGUCCGUAUACUGCAAUUGAGGGGUUUUUGCAAUUGAGACAGCCUAUGAACAAGGACAAGGAUAAGAAGCCUAAGCAGCCUUGA
Messenger RNA from Fusarium sp. VM40, 4185 nucleotides. Lineage: Eukaryota; Fungi; Ascomycota; Sordariomycetes; Hypocreales; Nectriaceae. The record is from the annotation of a GenBank genome assembly.